This is a messenger RNA of Xenopus tropicalis (tropical clawed frog), 6007 nucleotides long. RefSeq names its product lactase, gene 2 (gene lct.2). Gene Ontology annotation, molecular function: hydrolase activity, hydrolyzing O-glycosyl compounds. Gene Ontology annotation, biological process: carbohydrate metabolic process. The transcript has 17 exons. Bases 25 to 5742 code for a protein of 1905 amino acids. NCBI's taxonomy places the organism in Eukaryota, Metazoa, Chordata, Amphibia, Anura, Pipidae. The record is from RefSeq and is a predicted model, not a curated record.
UGCUCCCCCCCUGCCACACUGUGCAUGAUGGGUGCCUACAGGGUGCUACUCGCACUGCUGCUCUGCUCUCUGUACCAGGGAGCCCAUAACCUGACACCCAAUGAGAAGCUUGUGGCCCUUGCUGGACCCAUAACAAGCAGUGUAUUGGGGCCACUGAAUGAGGGAAAUGGAGACAUUGGGUGCCAUGAUGCCCUUUUGCAGAAGCUUAGAGACCGGCUGCCAACGCUGAGCCAAUAUGGCGCCACCCAUUAUAAGCUGAACCUACAGUGGGCUGCCCUGUUCCACAAGGGGUAUGAUCAGACAGGGCAAGUCCAGUGCUACCGGAACCUGCUCCAACUGCUGGUCAGUGAGAACAUGAAGCCGGUGGUCAUUCUGCAAGGAGAGCGCAGCAGUGGCCUCUUGCUUUCCGCUGCCAGUAGCCAAGCGGCCAGUGACUUGGCCAAUGAGUAUGUGGCCCAUGCUGACUUUGCCUUCAAUGUGUUCGGUGAUUUGGUUCAGACCUGGAUCACCUUUGAUGUUCCCACAGGACAGAGCGGGGAGGCAUCUCCUGGGGGCCUGAAGGCCCUGCUCCGUGCCCACCAGAGAACCCAUGACUUGUACAGGGGCAAAUACUCUUCCAAAGGUGGGAAACUGUCUGUUGCCAUGGAACCGGCCUUACUGGAGGCAUCUCUGUCCCUUCAGCCACGUCACCGGGAGUUUGUUGAUUUUGUUGCUCUGAAGAUAAACUACAGUUGCAAGAAUGGAAUCAGUUUGGAGAAACCUCAUUGGGAACAGAGUAUCUGGAAGGGGCUGCAGGUUCUGGUUUUCCAGUUGAAGCUCGGGGGCUGCGCUUCUCUAUCAGAUGAAAGUAGAUAUCUCCCGACCUACCAACUCGCUGCAGGUCUGAGCAGCGCCGGGGCAGUGUUUCUGGGGUACGACAUCAGCGCCUUCAUAGACUAUUCGCCCAUAACUAAGGAAAGGGUGGAACAAGGUGCAGAGAAGUCCCUCUUUGCCCCUCUAAUUGCCCCUCGUUCCUCCUACACUACAGUCUGGGACCGAUUUGCUAACCAGGCCCCGGCCGAGAGAGACUCCUUCCUGCAGGACGUGUUUCCCAGUGGGUUCUGGUGGGGCUCAUCCACUGCUGCUUUCAGAGUGGAAGGGGGUUGGGCAGAAGGGGGGAAAGGAGAAACCAUCUGGGACAGGUUUGGCCAUCAAAACCUGGCAGCACAGAAUGCCACCGCCAACGUGGCCUCCGACAGCUACCGGAAAACUGACUACGACGUCUAUCUUCUCAAGGGCCUGCAGUCCAACGUGUACAAGUUCUCCAUCGCCUGGUCCAGGAUCUUCCCAAAUGGGCUCAAAUCCGAGGGGAGUAGAAAGGGGGUGGAAUACUACAAUACAUUAAUUGACAGCUUAAGAGCCGCAGGGGUGGAACCAAUGGUUACUUUAUUCCACUGGGAUCUGCCCCAACCUCUGCAGGACCUUGGGGGCUGGACAAACGAGAACACGGUAGAUGCCUUUGUAGACUACGCCGAUUUCUGUUUCAGCCAUUUUGGAGACCGUGUCAAACUCUGGAUCACGUUUCAUGAGCCGUGGGUCGUCAGCUACGCUGGUUAUGGAACUGGGGAACAUGCCCCAGGGAUUAAGGACCCUGGAAAUGCUUCUUACAAGGUGGCCCACAACAUCAUCAAAGCUCACGCAAAAGCCUGGCAUUUGUACGACGGCCAAUACCGUGCCCAUCAACAGGGCAAAGUGGGAAUCUCUCUGAACUCAGACUGGGCGGAGCCAGCAUCCCCGGCCAAUCCUGCUGAUGUUGAGGCGGCUGAGCGAUACCUUCAGUUCAUGCUGGGCUGGUUUGCACACCCUAUACUGGUCGAUGGGGACUACCCAGCCGUUCUCAAAACCCAAAUACAGAAGAAGAACCAGCAGUGCCCUGGAACAGUCUCCCAGUUGCCCACCUUCACCGAGGUGGAAAAAUCCAGCAUCCAUGGAACUGCAGACUUCCUGGGAAUUUCCCAUUAUACCUCCAGGCUGGUCAAUGCAUCUGUUAGUGCAGCCUGUGUCUCCGGAUAUAACAACAUUGGGGACUUUGAACCCUACGUGGACCCUUCAUGGCCGGGGACCUCCUCACCGUGGAUCUCAGUGGUGCCUUGGGGUAUCAGGAGGCUGCUGAACUUUGUGAAAGAGGAGUAUGCAACAGGCAGUCUGCCAUUAUACAUCACGGGGAAUGGGAUGCCGACGGCACACAAUGUAGAGAUGUACAAUGAUCCAACCAGAGUGGACUAUUUAAAGGCCUACAUUAACGAGGUCCUGAAAGCUGUCAAGACUGAUAAUGUGCCAGUUGGAGCUUAUAUAGUCCGUUCCCUCCUGGAUGGAUUUGAAGGCCCCCAAGGUUACAGCCAGAGGUUUGGGUUACACCACGUGGAUUUUGAGAACGGCAACAGGCAGAGGACCCCCAAAGAAUCAGCUUAUUUCUUCCACAGAAUCAUUGAAAAUAACGGCUUCCCCGUGACGAAGAAGACCAACGUGCCACCGAAUUCAAGAUGGCCGUUAGCAAAGAAGUUACCUGCUCUGCCUUCUUCUGAGGUUCCUUCAAAGGCCCAAGUCGUAUGGGAAACAUUCUCAGGGCAAACUGAUUUUGAAAGGGAUAUGUAUUUCUAUGGCACCUUUCCAAGCGACUUCCACUGGGGGGUUUCAACCUCGGCCUAUCAGAUAGAAGGUGGGUGGAACGCUGAUGGGAAGGGGCCGAGUACAUGGGACACCUACACGCAUAUUCCUGGGAAUAUUUAUAAUAAUGACAAUGGGGACGUUGCCUGUGACAGCUAUAACCAAGCAGACGCAGACGUGUACAUGCUCAGGGCCUUGGGAGUGACCAGCUAUAGGUUCUCCUUGUCUUGGUCUCGGAUCUUCCCAACUGGCACCGGCACCCCCAAUGCAAAAGGGGUGGAUUAUUACAACGGACUUAUCAACAAACUUGUAGAAAACCACAUUGCCCCGAUGGUGACACUUUACCACUUUGACCUUCCCCAGGCUCUUCAGGAUAUAGGUGGUUGGGAGAGCGAUGCCGUGCUUGACGCAUUUCACAGCUAUGCCGACUAUUGCUUUAAGACCUUUGGAGACCGGGUCAAGUUCUGGAUGACGUUUAACCAACCCCACACUAUUGUGACAGCUGGGUAUGGCCUGGGGUUGAUACCACCUGGACUGAAAGACGACCCAGGAUCUGCUCCUUAUAGAGUAGCCCAUAAUCUUUUGAAAGUCCAUGCCAGGGUUUACCAUACCUACGACCAACAGUAUCGGGCUAGUCAAGGUGGCGUUAUCUCUAUAAGUCUCAACACAGAAUGGGCAGAACCCAAAAACCCCAAAGACCCAAGAGACGUGACAGCAGCUGACAGAUACUUACAGUUUUCACUCGGUUGGUUUGCCCACCCCAUAUUCAAAAAUGGUGACUACCCAGAUGCCAUGAAGUGGCAAGUGGCCAACAAAAGUGACUUACAGAACCUAAAAUCUUCCAGGCUGCCAAGCUUCACGGAGGAGGAGAAGGCCUACAUCCAAGGAACGGCUGAUGUCUUCUGCAUUAACAUCUACACUACGAAAAUAGUUCAAUAUAAAACAAUCUCCCUGAACCCUCCUUCUUUUGAAAGAGACAGGGAUACGGUGGAAGAGGUCAACCCACAGUGGCCAACAAUACCCUUCAUAAACAGCAGAGCAGUGGCAUGGGGGUUACGCCGGCUUCUUAACUGGGUGAAGGAGGAGUAUGGGAACGUUCCCACCUAUGUCACGGAGAAUGGAGAUGCAACAGACGACGUCCCACCAGAUUAUGAUGACACCGCACGGAUCUUCUACUACAAAACCUACAUUGAUGAGGCCUUGAAAGCUUACAGCUUGGAUGGUGUAAACCUAAAAGGCUAUGCCCCGUGGUCUCUCAUGGACUCAUUUGAAUGGAAAUCAGGAUACAGAGUGAGGUUCGGCCUGCACUACGUGGACUUCAAAAACCCAAGCCGCCCAAGGACAGCAAAGCACUCUGCCAUCUACUACUCUCAAGUCAUACGCAAGAACGGGAUCCCACAGGGCAGGGAGGAUGAGUUCUUCUAUGGGGAGUUCCCCAAGGACUUUGCAUGGAGUGUGGCCUCUGCAGCCUUCCAGAUUGAAGGGGGCUGGAGAGCAGAUGGGAAAGGUCUGAGCAUCUGGGACCAGUUUACACACUCGCCAUCCAGAAUCGAAGACGACAGCAAUGGGGACGUGGCCUGCAAUAGCUACAACAUGAUGGAGAGGGACGUGGAGAUGCUGAGGAACCUCAAAGUCUCCCAUUACCGAUUUUCAAUAUCGUGGCCAAGAGUCCUUCCAGACGGGACCGUGAAGUCUUUCAAUCAAGCCGGUCUGGAUUAUUACAUCCGCCUGAUAGAUGCUCUUCUGGCUGCCAAUAUAGAACCCCAGGUAACUUUGUAUCACUGGGAUCUUCCACAAGAGCUACAGAACAUGGGCGGUUGGGAAAAUGAGACCAUGGUGCAAUGGUUUAAAGAGUACGCAGACUUGAUAUUCCAAAAACUGGGAGACAAGGUGAAGAUGUGGAUAACGUUCAAUGAACCGUACAUUAUUGCCCUCCUUGGCUACGGCUAUGGCAACUUUGCCCCAGGUGUUAAUGUAAGAAUUGGGACCGCCCCCUACGUGGUGGGACACAACAUUAUCAAGGCCCACGCAGAGGCGUGGCAUCUGUACAAUGAUAAGUACAGGGCGGCACAAGGGGGCCUCAUCUCCAUUACUGUCAACUCCGAUUGGGCAGAGCCAAGGAACCCCUACAAGCAGGAGGAUGUGGAGGCUGCUAGAAGAUACUUGUCGUUUUUUUGCGGUUGGUUCGCUGAUCCCAUUUUCCAUGGAGACUACAACGAAGUCAUGAAGACGAGGAUCCUGGAGAGGAGUUUGGGUCAGGGGCUGACUACAUCCCGACUCCCAGAAUUCACGGAGAGCGAGAAGCAAAGAAUUAAGGGAACUCAUGAUUUCUUUGGGCUCAAUCAUUACACCACGGUGCUGGCAGCGCCCCUGGACUUCCCAGAAGGAGACCCGACGUAUGACGCAGACAGAGGUACCGCUGUGAUGAGUGAUCGGACCUGGCUCGGUUCCGGCUCUAACUGGCUGAGGGUCACCCCGUUUGGCCUAAGGAGGCUGCUCAACUGGAUAAAGGAAACGUACAACAACCCCCCCAUUUAUGUGACAGAAAACGGGAUUUCGGAACGCGGGACCAAUCUGAAGGACGUAUGGAGGGAACAUUAUUAUAAAUAUUAUAUCAAUGAGGCGCUGAAAGCUGUCAAAUACGAUGGAGCCGACCUCAGGGGUUACGCAGCCUGGAGCCUGAUGGAUAACUUCGAGUGGGCAGCAGGAUACACGGAAAGGUUCGGACUGUAUUACGUCAACUUCACGGACCCCGGGGUCCCGCGUAUCCCUAAGGAUUCUGUAAAGUACUACAGAUCUAUCAUUCAGUGCAAUGGUUUCCCAGACCCCAAAGAUGGCACCCCCCCUUGUCUUCAGCCUGAACCCGAAGGCACAGCUAAAACAACUGACCAAUCACACGUCACUACUGCCCAACCAAUACAAGGAGAUGAAGGAACGGUUUCCUUCCUGGGACUGGGAAUCUCCGCUGCGGACGCUCAGAUCGCUCUGUACGUGGAAUUCGCGCUCAUGAUCGCUGGGGUUCUAGGGAUUAUACUAUUUGGUGUUUUAUACAGCAAGUUGGCCAAAAAAUUUAAAAAGUCAGUAACAUCAUUUUGAUUGGCUGCACUUUCUGGGAAACUGUCGAACAGUUCUGGCGACUCUCAGGGGCUUUUAUUGCUUAAUCCAGGCAAAUAAAUGUUUAUAUAUUAUUAUUGGUUUGGAGUUGUCGGUUAAAACACGGUAUUUUGGUGAUAUCAACGGAAUAUUAACCCACGCUGCCCCCCUGGAUCUAUAAAGAAACAUUUUACUUAACUUUGCCUUUAAAGCGACUGUAUAUUUUGAGAUGUAUAUUUCCAUUUAUAUAAAAAGCUUUGUUUACAGA